This is a messenger RNA of Chaetura pelagica (chimney swift), 1203 nucleotides long. It is a transcript of the gene SLC30A10, whose product is annotated as solute carrier family 30, member 10. Lineage: Eukaryota; Metazoa; Chordata; Aves; Apodiformes; Apodidae. The transcript has 6 exons. Gene Ontology annotation, molecular function: zinc ion transmembrane transporter activity. Gene Ontology annotation, biological process: zinc ion transmembrane transport; intracellular zinc ion homeostasis; manganese ion transport. Gene Ontology annotation, cellular component: membrane. Bases 1 to 1203 code for a protein of 400 amino acids. The record is from RefSeq and is a predicted model, not a curated record.
AUGGGACGCUACACAGGCAGGACCUCCCGCCUCAUCUUCAUGCUGGUGCUCACCGUCGGCUUCUUCGUGGCCGAGCUGGUGUCGGGCUACCUGGGCAACUCCAUCGCCCUGGUGUCCGACUCCUUCAACAUGCUGUCGGACCUCAUCUCCCUCUGCGUGGGCCUCUCGACGGGGCGCAUCGCCCGGCGCAGCCGCCGCGGCCCCCGCGCUACCUACGUCUUCGUGGAGGCCGCCCUCCGCCUGGCCAGCCCGGAGCCCAUCGACGAUGCUCAGCUGGUGCUCAUCGUCGGCACCCUCGGCCUCGCCGUCAACCUCGUGGGGCUCCUCGUCUUCCAGGACUGGAGCUCCUGCUGCCGCUGCCACCGCCCCCCGUCGCCCGCCCCGCCCGGGAUGGAGGAUGAAGCAGGUGACUCCCCAAAUGACCAAAAGAGCCCUGAAGAGGGGCCUGAGAGGAAAAAACCAAAGAAGUCUGAAGCCUUGAACAUCAGAGGUGUUCUUUUGCAUGUUAUGGGAGAUGCACUUGGAUCUGUGGUCGUGGUAGUUGCUGCUACAAUCUUCCAAGUACUUCCCCUGGGGGAUGCUCCAUGUAACUGGCAGUGCUACAUCGAUCCAAGCCUGACAAUAAUUAUGGUGUUCAUCAUCUUGUCUUCUGCGUUCCCACUUAUCAAGGAGACCUCAACUAUUUUGUUGCAGAUGGUUCCCAAAGGUGUUAAUAUGCAAGUACUGACUGACAGACUAGCUCGUGUACCGGGGGUUAGCAGCCUUCAUGAGGUGCACGUUUGGGAGCUCGCAGGUGGGAAGAAUAUUGCUACUCUUCAUAUCAAGUGCCAAACCCCUACCGAUUACCAAGAUGCUGCUUAUAAAAUACGGAAGGUUUUCCACGAUGCAGGGGUCCAUUCUGUGACCAUCCAGCCUGAGUACAUUGACCACAAGACCUCCCAGCUCCUGUGCAGCUCUCCCUGCAUCUCAAAAUCCUGUGACUCUCAGCUGUGCUGCAGUCAGCGGGAGCCCUCCCUGGCUAAAACCAAUGGCUAUACUGAGAAAAACAACAGUCACCGUUCUGCUCUGCGUAAAGACAAUGGUUCAAGUAGAAGUGAUAUUGAAAUCCCUAUUGAGUCCCCACUGGCAGAGGACAGCAUUAAAAAUGUGAAAACUCGUGGUGUGUCUGAUGAUAAAUCACAGUUGAGCAGUACACGACUUUAG